GUCAUUUCUUUAGUGCUAGCUUUUUCCCUAGUAUUAGUUUUGUUGAUACUUUAGAAUUUUAAGAUUCAGUGGUGAUCACUGCUGCCUCUUAGUCUCACAGAUCUUUGUUCCAACAUUCGAUCAUUUACCAUAUUUAUGUGGGGUCUGCAUGCAUUACCUGUUUGCUUAACUUUUCAACCAAUGUACAAAAUGCAUGUCAAGGACUAAUCGCUAAGCGUAAAAUUGACUUUGGAAGGGAGUGUUAAGGUUGAUUCCCUCGCUGUAUUUUCCUCUCUAUAUUCAAUAUUUACAGGCUUUAGCACUAUGUGAUCUUGUAUUAGAGUAAGUAUCUUCAAAAUGGACUAGGGUGGCACUUUAGAUUACAGUAGUGAGCAUUGUCACCUUAUUAAUUCAGCACACUCAAAUCCUGUGCCUGGUCAAAACACUGUAACUUUCAGGUUAGAAACACUUGUGGUCAUUCAGUUCCUUAAGAAAAUACUUAAAUUGCCAUUUUAUGUACCGUGCACUUUUGGUUUUGUGAUUGUCAUGUUGUAAGUGCAUAUAUUUUUUCAGAAUAGGGGAUUUCCCAGAAUAAGUGUACUUUUUUUGUAACAUCUGUUGACUUUCAGUUUAUAUUGCAUUUGUCUCCAUUCACCUUGCAAAUGGACAUUUCUAAACUGAAUAGAAAUACUCUUGUUUACAAUUCAACUGAUCAAACAGUUUAGGAAGCAGCUAAAUUAAUCUCCAAUUCAAUUGGAUGUAAUACCUUUGCAUAAGAGCUUUUGAUCAAAAUUGUUUGACCGUGGGGAAGAUGAACUCCUACUACUGGGGAUGCAAGUUUAGAUAUCAUCAAAAUGGCCUGCGCAGCAGACAGCUGCAUCCAGUUCACACGACAUGCAAGUGAUGUGCUACUCAACCUAAACCGCCUCCGCAGCCGUGAUAUCUUGACUGAUGUAACCAUCGUGGUAAACAGACAGCAGUUUCGUGCUCACAAAACUGUCCUCAUGGCUUGCAGUGGCCUGUUCUACAGUAUCUUUACUGACCCACUCAAGUGCAGUCUUGGUGCAAUUACAUUGGACCCAAAGGUGGAUUCAGACGGCUUUGCAAUACUUUUGGACUUCAUGUAUACCUCACGUCUCACCAUACGUGAAAGCUUGAUCUUAGCCAUCAUGAACACUGCUGUCUACCUACAGAUGGACCAUGUGGUUGACACCUGUCACCGCUUCAUUAAAUCCAGUGAUGAUCGACACUGUCCUAAGAUGUCCAGAGGAGAUUUUCUUGCCAAUCCUAUGCUGAUGCAUCAGGAUAUUCAUCCAUUCCGUUCAUCGGACCUUUUAGAGACUAUGCCUCCCAAUAGUUCUCCUUUUCGUGAAGAGCGAUCAUAUGGCCCUGGCAUGUAUGCUGCUCCUAAUAAUCCUUACCCUUUGUACAACCAUGUGCCAGUCCAGAGGUUUCCUCUUCCACUUGGCAAAAUUACAGACAGCAAAAUGUCCUUUGCAGACUAUCCCAGAGGAGGCGGCAGUGGAAGUGUUCUCCACAAACACUUUUCUGCUCCUGAAAACACUAAUAUGAUGGCAGCAGACUAUAGUCGCACAUUUUCUAAUGUUGGAACAAAUUCUUGUCACACCAUUGCAUGCUCCAGAGAUGUAGAUGAAGAUGAAGAGGUGAGAAGAGAGAGCCAUUUCACAAUUCCACAGAGUCCAAAACCUGUGAGCCCCCAUUCCAGGAACCCUAGCUUUUCAGUAAUUGGGCGUGAGCAGAUGGAGGGCAGUGGAAAUGGCUCAGCAGGGGACGCAAUGGACCUCCAGCUACAUUCUUCUCAUCAUGAAUCUCCUGGAAGUUGCAAAGGGCUUCUGAACAGCCCACAAAGCCCACAGAAAUCAGACUGCCAGCCUAAUUCUCCCACAGAGUCCAGCAGCAGCAAGAAUGCCUCUUUCUCCCACUCUCUUGCCUCUUCCUCCCAGUGUUCCCCUGACCCAAAGGCACGCAACUGGAAAAAGUAUAAGUUUAUUGUCCUUAAUUCUGCCAAUCAGAGUUCCAAAGAAGACAGCUGUGCUUCUCGAGAUACAGAAUCUCACUCCCCACUUAGAAACAUGUCUCCACCUUUCCUUCCAUCUGAAGAACAGGAUCAGCUGGACCUUCAGAUGCCUCCCAAACCAAGUGAGCAUGCUGAAGACCUUCCUUCCUCCCAGGGGAGUCGACUCAACAAUAUUGUGAGCAGAUCAAUGGAAGGGUCCCCUCGGAGUAAUGACAGCCACUCUUCCCUCUAUGUGAACCACUUAAAAUGCACUUCUUGUGGCUCACAUUCACCUCAGCACUCUGAAAUCUGCCCCAACACUCCUGGCUCUCACUUUGGAGAAGAAAUGACUGAGAUUCACUCGGAAUUCUCUGACUCCAGUUGUGAAAAUGGUACCUAUUUCUGCAACGAAUGUGAUUCCAAAUUUGCGGAGGAAGAUGCAUUAAAAAGGCACACUCUUCAAGUGCACAGUGACAAGCCAUAUAAGUGUGACCGAUGCCAGGCUGCCUUCCGCUACAAAGGAAAUCUUGCCAGUCACAAAACUGUCCACACAGGAGAAAAGCCCUACCGGUGCAACAUCUGUGGAGCACAGUUCAACAGACCAGCUAAUCUUAAGACUCAUACUCGAAUUCAUUCGGGAGAAAAGCCAUACAAAUGUGAGACAUGUGGCGCUCGAUUUGUGCAGGUAGCUCAUCUUCGGGCACAUGUACUCAUUCACACGGGAGAGAAGCCUUACCCAUGUGAGAUCUGUGGGACCCGCUUCAGACACCUGCAAACUUUGAAGAGCCAUCUGCGUAUUCACACUGGGGAGAAGCCCUAUCAUUGUGAAAAGUGCAAUUUGCAUUUUAGACACAAGAGUCAACUAAGACUGCACUUAAGACAAAAACAUGGCGCCAUCACCAACACAAAGGUCCAGUACAGGCUGUCCAAUGCAGAGAUGUCCACUGCUGUGUCCAAGCCAUGCUGAAGAGUAUGGAGACUCCAGCUUUUUAUAUUAUAAUAUAUUUUUUAAAACGUAUGUGCCUCACUCUUGUGUACAUGGACCACAGACGGGUUCCUCCAGAUGUGAAACUAAAGCAGACUAUGCUUUGUCUCUUGUCUUUGCCACUUUAUUGUCUCUGUUUACAGAGGUUGUUUGGUUUUUUUUUUUUAAUAUAUAAA
This is a messenger RNA of Polypterus senegalus (gray bichir), 3157 nucleotides long. It is a transcript of the gene bcl6aa, whose product is annotated as BCL6A transcription repressor a. The record is from RefSeq and is a predicted model, not a curated record. NCBI's taxonomy places the organism in Eukaryota, Metazoa, Chordata, Cladistia, Polypteriformes, Polypteridae. Gene Ontology annotation, molecular function: protein binding. Gene Ontology annotation, biological process: negative regulation of transcription by RNA polymerase II; regulation of cytokine production; regulation of immune system process. The transcript is spliced from 9 exons. Bases 834 to 2963 code for a protein of 709 amino acids.